This is a messenger RNA of Parastagonospora nodorum SN15, 744 nucleotides long. RefSeq lists its product as hypothetical. The transcript has 2 exons. NCBI's taxonomy places the organism in Eukaryota, Fungi, Ascomycota, Dothideomycetes, Pleosporales, Phaeosphaeriaceae. Bases 1 to 744 code for a protein of 247 amino acids. The record is from RefSeq and is a predicted model, not a curated record. Gene Ontology annotation, molecular function: oxidoreductase activity.
AUGAAAGACAAAGUCGUCGUUGUCACGGGCGCGGCCUCAGGCAUUGGGCUCGAGACCGCGCGACUUCUCGCAAGCAAAGGCGCCAAACUUUCUCUCGCGGAUGUGCAGGAAGAUUUAUUGAAAGAGUUGGAAGCUGAACUCAAACAAUCAGGAGCUGAUGUUGUAACCCACGUGGUGGAUAUCAGGGACCGCAAGGCUGUCGAAGCUUGGAUCGCUGCAACGGUCGAAAAGUUUGGCAAGCUGGAUGGUGCCGCCAAUCUUGCAGGUGUCACAGGAAAGCAAUCCAACGCCGUUGAGAUUGAGGAUAUUGACGACGAUGAUUGGGACUUGGUCAUGGACGUGAACGUCACCGGCCUUCGCAACUGUCUCCGAGCUCAGGUGACGCAGUUCAACGAAGGAGCUGCGAUUGUGAAUGCUUCCAGUAUCCUCGGCGUGAUAGGCGCACCCAAGAACUUGGCGUAUUGUGCGUCAAAACAUGCUGUUGUUGGUAUGACCAGAGUUGCGGCGAAGGAGCUUGGGCCAAAAAAGAUUCGCGUCAACUGCAUCUGCCCAGGGCCGAUUGACACGCCUAUGCUGCGAAACGCGUCUGCGAUUCAAGGCCAUGCGACAGACUUCAGUUUCCUUCCACUUGGACGAAAGGCGCACCAGAAAGAAGUGCCGCCACUCAUCGAGUUCUUGUUGUCCGAUGCGUCGUCCUUUAUAACAGGAAAUGCGAUGCAGAUUGAUGGAGGAUGGUUUUGCUAG